Messenger RNA from Acipenser ruthenus (sterlet), 3051 nucleotides. Its product is annotated as bifunctional 3'-phosphoadenosine 5'-phosphosulfate synthase 1-like. Gene Ontology annotation, molecular function: ATP binding; adenylylsulfate kinase activity; sulfate adenylyltransferase (ATP) activity. Bases 198 to 2192 code for a protein of 664 amino acids. Gene Ontology annotation, biological process: sulfate assimilation; 3'-phosphoadenosine 5'-phosphosulfate biosynthetic process. NCBI's taxonomy places the organism in Eukaryota, Metazoa, Chordata, Actinopteri, Acipenseriformes, Acipenseridae. The record is from RefSeq and is a predicted model, not a curated record. The transcript is spliced from 13 exons.
UCAGUUAGGCUGCUACCAUGACGACAGCAACCACCCCAAGGCUAACACCUCACUUCCGAUGUUGAGCUCUCUGUAAUUUAAGUACAUUCUAGUUCAGAGGCGAUUUGGUAGUGGGUUAUUAAGAAAAUAAUACAAUACUGAUACUGUACUUGUACAUACGGUGAAUUUGUUACAAUUCUAUACUACUAAACGCUGCCAUGGAGACUUCUAGAGGUAUUCACAAGAAGGCUAAACUGAACAACACUGUACAGAACUGGGAGUCCAGGUUCCUGUGGACAGACAACACCUGCAACACCAUUAUAAGAAGUUGUCCGAGUUUACAUUGUUCUGUAUUUGUUAUUAUUUGGAAUGGAUUUUUCUUUUUUUUACAAAAAUUUGGAAUGCAAAGAGCUACCAACGUGACCUAUCAGGCGCAUCAUGUCAGCAGAAAUAAACGUGGCCAAGUGGUUGGAACAAGAGGCGGAUUUCGUGGUUGUACAGUGUGGCUAACAGGUCUGUCUGGAGCUGGCAAGACCACGGUGAGCAUGGCUAUAGAGGAGCAUCUGGUUUGCCAUGGCAUUCCCUGCUACACUCUGGAUGGUGACAAUAUCCGCCAAGGUCUGAACAAAAAUCUUGGUUUCUCUCCAGAAGACAGAGAAGAAAAUAUCCGCCGGAUUGCUGAAGUGGCCAGACUUUUUGCAGAUGCAGGUCUUGUUUGCAUUGCCAGUUUUAUUUCUCCAUACAACAGGGACCGUGUGAAUGCCAGGAAGAUCCAUGAAGCCACAGGCCUGCCAUUCUUCGAGGUGUUUGUUGAUGCUCCAUUGGAUGUUUGUGAACAGAGGGAUGUCAAAGGAUUGUAUAAAAGGGCCAGGGCAGGAGAAAUAAGAGGUUUUACUGGCAUUGACUCUGAAUAUGAAAAGCCAGAAUCCCCUGAACUGGUGUUAAAGACUGAUUCCUGUGGUGUAAAUGAAUGUAUCCAGCAGGUUAUUGACCUUUUGCAAGAAAAGGACAUUGUCCCAGUGGAUGCCUCGUAUGAAGUUAAAGAGCUGUAUGUGCCUGAGAACAAGCUGGACCUGGCCAAGACUGAUGCACAAACUUUACCAGCACUGGAGAUUAACAAGGUUGACAUGCAGUGGGUUCAGGUUCUGGCAGAAGGUUGGGCCACUCCCCUGAAUGGCUUCAUGAGAGAGAGGGAAUACCUUCAGUGUCUUCAUUUCGACUGCCUCUUAGACGGAGGAGUCAUUAACUUGUCUGUGCCGGUCGUACUACCUGUGACAAGCGAGGACAAAGAGAAGCUAGACGGCUGCACUGCCUUUGCGCUGGCCUACGGGGGCCACCGGGUGGCCAUUCUCCGCAACCCUGAGUUCUACGAGCACAGGAAAGAGGAACGUUGUGCGAGGCAGUGGGGGACGACGUGCAAAGAACACCCGUACAUCAAGAUGGUAAUGGAGAGUGGAGACUGGCUUGUUGGUGGUGACCUUGAAGUUCUAGAUCGAAUCUAUUGGCAUGAUGGGCUCGACCAGUAUCGUCUCACUCCUGCUGAGCUGAAGCACAAAUUCAAGGAGAUGAAUGCUGAUGCUGUGUUUGCAUUCCAGCUUCGUAACCCUGUUCACAAUGGACAUGCCUUGUUGAUGCAGGACACCCACAAACGGCUAAUUAACCGCGGCUACAGACGCCCAGUCCUUCUGCUCCAUCCUCUUGGCGGCUGGACCAAGGAUGAUGAUGUUCCACUUUCAUGGCGCAUGAAGCAACAUGCAGCAGUGCUGGAGGAAGGCAUUCUUAACCCAGAGAACACUGUAGUGGCUAUUUUCCCAUCUCCUAUGAUGUACGGUGGGCCAACUGAGGUGCAGUGGCACUGUAGAGCUCGCAUGGUUACUGGAGCAAACUUCUAUAUUGUUGGCCGUGACCCGGCUGGAAUGCCUCACCCUGAAACUGGGAAGGACCUGUACGAGCCAACACAUGGUGCUAAAGUGCUGACAAUGGCCCCCGGCCUGAUUACUUUGGAAAUCAUUCCUUUCAAGGUUGCAGCUUAUAACAAGAAAAAACAGUGCAUGGAUUUCUAUGACCCUAAAAACCAUGAAGAUUUUGACUUCAUCUCUGGAACACGUAUGCGUAAAAUGGCACGCGAGGGUCAGAAUCCACCAGCAGGUUUCAUGGCUCCCAAAGCCUGGGCUGUGCUGGCUGAAUACUAUAAAACUUUGCAGAAUGCUUAAGUUUUAUUAAGUGCAGAACAAUCUUUUAACAUGUAAUGUAUUUCACUGGGACCACACAAUUACUAUUCCCACUACUUUGUUGUGGUGUGUGUCAGGAAGUUAUUUCCCAAAUGCAGACCUAUGCUUCUAAAUCUAUCGAUGUCUUAUGGGUUCUAUUAUAUGUUGGCACCUAACAAAGUAGUGUUUUUAUGGGUGUGUUUUAAUAUGGCUGCAAAAUGGCCUACCUUUCUGUUACAGUACUGUAUAAAAAUGAAAAACCGAUGCAAUUGUUAACUUUUUUAAAUGGGAUAUGCUACAGUAAUAUCGCCCUACUAAAAUAGCUUUACUAUUUGGGAGAAAUAUGGAUUGACAUUUCACCCAUCAAAUUUCCUGUCAAUUGCCUUUCCUUGUCAAGGAAAUUUAAAAAUAAAGUGUAAAGUUUAAAAAAAAAUCUUAAUCAUGUUAAAAUUACAUAACUAAAUACAUCACAUAUCUAAUUAAGGCCCUUUUAAGCUUUGAAACCUACUCCUAAUGUAACCAGGGAAACAUGAUCAUUUUUUUUUUUUUUUUAAUUUUUCAAAUUGGCUAUUUUACUUUCUAUUCCUUUUAUUUUCUUUCUUUAAGCCCAAGUUACAUGGCUGAUUUUUUUUUUUAUUUAUUUAUUUAUUUAUUUAUUUUUAAUAUAAAUUAAACACUUUAACUUCAGAAAAUUAAACACUUUUAUAGAGUCCAGGAAAAAUAAACAAGUUCCUCUUCAUACAAGAUGCCGGUAUUACAGCAGGUCAAUAAUAAAUAACCGGAGUGACUAAGGGACAGACCUGUCUUAUUUUGUAACCUUAUUGUAUGUCUAACAGUGUGACAAUAAAUAUCUAUAUUGACA